CCGCGCAGUCAUGAUUGGCGCCAGCUUUUUGCCGCUCGCGCUGCUGUGCGCGCUGGCCGCGGAGCCGCCGCCGCCGUUCUUCCACGGCCACGUGUUCGAGAACGCCGCCCCGGGCUCGCGGGUGAGCGGGCUGACGGUGCCUCUCCGGCGGCUGUGCGGCGGAGACGCGGGCUCGCCGCCGACUCGCUUGACGCUGUCGGGCGACGGCCGCGACAAGUUCCGCGUGUCUGCGCACCACAGCCGCGGUCACGUCCUGCUGACCACCCGCGGGCGUCUGGACCGGGAGGAGCGGGCCGAGUACGCGCUGAGUGUGGGCGCGCGCUGCGGCGGCCAGGAGGAGGCUCGCCUGGCGUCCGUCAAGGUGGACGUCCUGGACGUCAACGACCACCGGCCCGCCUUCUCCCGGGGCCACGUCAAGCUGCGCCUGGACGACGCCACCGGCCUGCGCACGGCCGUCCUCACGCUCACGGCCACGGACGCCGACAGCGGCAGGAACGCGGAGCUCACCUACUUCUCCUCGCCCGCCAACGGAACUUUCUACGUGGUUCCCAGGAGCGGCGCCGUCCUGCUGGUGGACUCCAUCCUGGGUCUGGACGCGCCCGUCAGCUUCACCGUCUUCGCGCGGGACCGAGGCUGCCCGCCGCGCACCAGCCAGGGCGUCGGCGUGGAGAUUUGGCCGCGACCGGCGCGCCUCCACAGCCACAGCCGCGCCCCCAGGACGUCCAGGUCCGUCCGGGACGCGGACGCGGACCCCCCGCUGCGCAUCAACGUGUCCGAGGACGCCGCCGUGGGCUCCGUGGUCAUCAACCUCAGCCCGGCGCGCUUCCAGGCGGCCAACUUCGAGCUGCUGGAGCCCGACGGCUCGCCGGUCAGCGUCAACCGGGACAGCGGAGACAUCGUCAUCUCGCGGCGGCUGGACCGAGAGACGCAGCCGCUGGUGGAGGUCGCCGUCCGCGUGCGCGACAGACGAGGUGAGGACUGGUACCUGGUGCGAGUGGACUUGACGGUGACCGACGUCAACGACAACGUGCCCCAGUGGACCAUGGUGCCCGCCCCCUACCAGGCCGUGGUGGCGCCCGACGCCAGCGUGGGCUCGCUGGUCUACGCUCUUCACGCUCAAGAUGGCGACCAAGGACUCAACGGGGAUGUGGAGUACUUCCUGUCUGAUGGUGGGGACGGUCGCUUCGAGGUGGACAAGAAGACGGGUCAGGUGCGGACCACCGGUCUCCCCCUGCAGCCAGACCGAGACUACCUUCUGACCGUGGUGGCCUCAGACCGCCUGGGGAGUCGCAGCGUUCCCGCCGUGCUCUCCGUGGUCGCAGGGCCUCGCCCGCCUCAGUUUGCCAACGCCUCCUUCAGCGUGGACAUACCUGAGAACACGCCGGAAGGACAGCCCUUCCUGGUCACGCCCGCCGUGUCCUUCCAGAAGAAGCCCAUCAGCUACAGUCUGCUCAUCAACCCCAGCAGCCUCUUCUCCAUCUCCCCCCAGGAGGGCCACAUCAGCCUGACCAGGACUCUGGACUACGAGACUGACCAGCACCGCUACUUGCUGCUGGUGCGGGCGGGCGAGGGCCAGGACGGCCUGAGCAGCGCUGCCGAGGUGCGAGUCAGCAUCACGGAUGAGAACGACUGUGUUCCUGAGUUCCUGCAGUCCAUCUACAUCCAGGAUGGAGUUGUGGAGACGGUGAUGACGGCCACCUCGCUGCUGCAAGUUUCUGCCAGCGACUGUGACUCGGAGAAGAACGCUGAGCUGACCUACCACACACUGAGUCCAGACUUCAGCAUCUCCCCUCACGGCACGGUCUUCCCCGCCAGGCCGCUAGACUACGAGCGAGCUAACCACCUGUACGAGUUUGUGGUGAUGGCGGUGGACCAGGGCCAGGUGCCGCGCACCGGAACCACCACAGUCCGCAUCCGCAUGGCCAACGUCAACGACGAGGCGCCGCGGUUCUCCCAACACGUUUACCGGACGUUCGUUUCGGAGGAUGCGGGUCCAAACACCCUCGUCGCCACCGUGCUGGCCAAGGAUCCUGACGGAGACGCCAUCAGCUACAAGAUCACCUCCGGCAACCAGGAGGGAAACUUUGUCAUCGACGCUCACAAAGGUCUGAUCCGUCUGCGCUCCAAGCCUCCUCCUCAGCUGCAGGGCGUCCAGUACGUACUCAAUGUGACCGCCUCGGACGACAACGCCUCAGGCGGUCCUCAGGUCCUGAGCUCCUGUGCCCAGGUGGUGGUGGGCGUGGACGACGUCAACAACAACAAGCCCGUCUUUGACCAGUGUCAGCAGUACCGUGAGAAGAAGACCUGGGUUCUGGAGAACCAGCCAGCAGGAACUUUGGUGCUGCAGGUUCAUGCCCAGGAUGCAGACGAGGGAUCCAAUGGGAAAGUCACGUAUGGAUUUAUGCACAAAGAAUCCACUGUGCCCGCCUUCAGCAUCCAUCCUGACACAGGAACAAUCGUCACCGCCAGGAAGUUUGACCGCGAGCGCCAGCGGGAGUACGCGGUGACGGUGACGGCCACCGACCAAGCCACCGACCCGCUGAUUGGCAUUUGUCAGCUCAACAUCCUCAUCGUGGACCAGAACGACAACAGUCCCAAGUUUGAGAACCUCCGCUAUGAGUACUUCCUCCGUGAGGACACGAUGAUCGGCACCAGCUUCCUGCGAGUGGCGGCCCAUGACGACGACUUUGGCACCAACGCCGCCAUCACGUACUCCAUGUCCAGCGAGCAGCCGGAGUACCUCAGGGUCAACCCCCUGACAGGCUGGGUCUUCGUCAACCAGCCCAUCUCUCAGAGGACCUUCAUCACGCGGGACAUCCUGGCCACGGACGGAGGGAACCGGAGCAGCUCGGUGGAACUCUCCGUCACCAUCACCAACGUGAAGAACCAGCCCCCCCAGUGGGAGGAGCCACGUUACGCCGUGGUCAUCCCGGAGAACACGGUCAGGGACACGCCCAUCGUGACCAUCAAAGCCACGUCCCCGCUGGGCGACCCCCGGGUCACCUACAACCUGGAGGACGGCAUGGUCCCAGAGACCAACAUGCCCGUCCGCUUCUACUUGACCCCCAACCGGGAAGACGGCUCCGCCUCCAUCUUGGUGGCCGAGCCCCUGGACUACGAGACCACCCAGAACUUUAUUCUGCGGGUCCGAGUCCAGACUGUGGCGGCGGUCCCGCUGGCUGCUUUCACCACGGUCUACGUCAACGUGACGGACGUGAACGACAACGUGCCCUUCUUCACCUCCUCCAUCUACGAGGCCUCCGUGACCGAGGGCGCACAAUCAGGAGCACUGGUGUACCAGGUGUCGGCCAACGACUUGGACCUGGGCCUGAACGGGAAGAUCUCCUACUCGCUGCUGGAGGAUCGCAGCGGAGAUCACCGCUUCUUCCGCAUCCAGCCGGAGUCGGGCUUCAUUUACACGCAGACCGUGUUCGACCGCGAGACCAAGAGCUCCUACCUGCUGGAGGUGCAGUCAGUGGACGGCUGGGAGUCUGCCAGGCCCGGCAAACACGGCCAGCCCAACUCUGACUUGGCGUACGUGCGCGUCUUCAUCAGCGACAUCAACGACAACAAACCUGCCUUCGCUCACGCCGCCUACCUGGUGGACCUGCAGGAGGACGCCGACCUCGGCUUCAACGUCAUCACCGUCACUGCCAAUGAUGGGGAUGAAGGUGGGAACGCCAAGCUGCGGUACCAGAUCACAUCUGGCAACACGGGCGGCGUGUUUGACGUGGAACCAGAAGUAGGAACCAUCUUUGUGGCUCAGCCUCUGGACUACGAGCAGAACAAAAGGUACAAACUCCACCUCCUCUCCUCGGACGGCAAGUGGGAGGACUACACCACAGUGUCGGUCAACGUGGUCAACAAGAACGACGAGGCGCCCGUCUUUACCGUCAACCAAUACUACGGCAGUGUGACGGAAGAGCUGGACGGCUCACCUGUCUUCGUUCUGCAGGUGACGGCGACCGACCCCGACAAAGACGCCGACCAGGAAGCCGUGCGCUAUUCCCUCCACGGCCAGGGCGCCGACAGCGAGUUCGUGAUCGACGAGGUCACGGGCAAGAUCUACGCCCAGCGGACCCUGGACCGUGAGGAGCGCGCCGUUUGGCGUUUUGUGGUCCUGGCCACGGACGAGGGCGGCGAAGGUCUGACGGGCUUCACUGACGUCAUCAUCAGCGUGUGGGACAUCAACGACAACGCGCCCGUCUUCACCUGCGCCCCCAGCUGUCAUGGCCAGGUGGCAGAGAACUCUGCGGCAGGCACGUCGGUGAUGGACAUGACGGCCACCGACCUGGACGACGCCGCAGUGGGCCAGAACGCCGUGCUGUCCUACAGGAUGGUGGGCACUCUAGACGCCAACCUGGGAGGUGUGCCCACCUUGUCCGACAUGUUUGUCAUCCACCCGGCCACGGGGACCGUCACGGUGGCCAUGACGGGCCUGGACCGCGAGCAGGCCGAGUCCUACCUACUGCUCGUGGAGGCCAGGGAUGGCGGCGGUAUGGUGGGAACAGCCACCGCUACCGUACUGAUCAAGGACGUCAACGACCAUGCCCCCAGAUUCACUGACCAAUCAUGUGUGGCCACCAUCUCGGAGAACGCUGAGCCCAACGCUGAGGUUCUGGAGGUGACGGCAGAAGACCAGGACGUAGGAGAAAACGCCCAGCUUAGCUUUAGCGUGGUGGCAGGAGACCAGGAGCAGAAGUUCUUCAUGGUGACCAACAGGCAGGAGCAGCGUGGGACUUUGAGACUGAAGAAGCGUCUGGACUUUGAGCGCCACAGCGAGCAGAAGUUCAACCUCACCCUGAAGGUGGAGGACCUGGACUUCUCCAGCCUGCUGCACUGCGUGGUGCAGGUGGAGGACUACAACGACCACGCCCCCGUCUUCAUCCCGCACUUCCUCUCCCUGGGCCCGCUCUCUGAGGACGUCGCCGUGGGAACCAGCGUGGCCCGCCUGGUGGCGAGCGACUCGGACUCGGGCCAGAACCGGGACCUGGUCUACAGCCUGCGGGAGGAUUCCGACCCCGAGGGUCUCUUCGCCGUCGACCAGUCCGGCGUCCUGUCUGUGGCGCGGCCUCUGGACCGGGAGAGGACGGCGCAGCAUCACCUGGUUGUCAUAGCGACGGACCAGGGGGUCCCGCCUCUGUCGGGCAGCGCUACAGUGGAGCUCCCCCUGCUGGACGUCAACGAUAACGGUCCUGAGUUUGAAGCCGCUUACGCUCCCGUGGUGCUGGAGAACAUGGCCGGGCCCCAGGUUGUCAGCAUGAACCGGACCUCCACCCUCCUCCGGGCCGUGGACCGGGACUCGCCUGAGAACGGGGCGCCGUUCCGCUUCUCCGUCCCAGCCGAUUCCGGCCUGAGCGCCGACUUCCACCUGCAGGACCACCUGAACGGCACGGCCACGCUGACCGCCCUCAGGACUUUUGACCGCGAGCGCCAGAGGGACUUCCUCAUUCCCGUCGUCAUGAGCGACAGUGGACGCCCCGCCCACACCGUCACCAGCACGCUGACCGUUACCAUCGGCGACCAGAACGACCACGCCCACCGUGGCGGCCAAAAGGAGAUCUUCUUCUACAGUCACAGAGGCCUCCAACCAACCACCGUGCUGGGGAAAGUCCACGCCCCCGACCCCGAUGACUGGGACAACAAGACCUACGUCUUUGAAGGACCCGCCCCCACGUUCUUCAUCCUGCAGCAGCAGAGUGGCCUCCUCCUCAUCAAGGACUACACACCUUCUGGAACUCACCUGUUGCAGGUGAGAGUGUCUGAUGGCGUGUGGCAGGACGUCGUGUCCUCAGUCCUCGUGCACGUCAGGGACCUCCCCCAUGAAGCCCUGCACCGCUCCGCCUCCUUGCGCCUGGCAGACCUGACGGCCCAGGACUUCCUGCGUCCGAGGGGCAGACAGGCCAGCGGCUACCAGCUGCUGGCUGACUUCCUGUCUGAGAUGCUGUCGGUGGCGACCUCCGACGUGUUUCUGUUCAGCCUGGCGGACGUGAAGGACCAGCGCAUGUUGGACGUGCACCUGGCCGUGCGCGGCGGCGCCUCCUUCCUGCAGCCGGAGAAGGUGCACGGCUACCUGGCGGCGCACAGGCAAAAGCUCCAGUCCUUCCUGCAGGUGCGAGUGUCCCAGGUGGGCGUGGACGAGUGUGGCGGCUCACACUCACAGUGCCAGGGCGCCGGCGGCUGCAUGGGCGUGGUCAAGGUGCGGGACACGCCCACAGUGGUGGACUGCGGGACCAGCAGUCUGGUGUCCGUCACCGUGGAGACCGUCGCCGUCUGUUCCUGUCCAGGCCGGGAGCUGACUCAUCAGUCCUGCUCCGCGUAUCCCACAAGCCCUUGCUUCAAUGGCGGCGUGUGCGUGGACACUCAGCAUGGCUACAGGUGCCAGUGUCCGGCCCAGUUCCAGGGGCCCGAGUGCCAGCAGAACAAGCACAGUUUCCAUGGCAACGGCUACGCCUGGUUCCCUCCCAUGAUGCCUUGCUUCAACAGCCACAUCUCGCUGGAGUUCAUCACCCAGGAACCUGAUGGACUCUUGUUCUACAGCGGACCUUUGGCACAGGCCUGGGACCACCAGGACUUCAUGGCCCUAGAGAUCAUGGAGGGAACGCCAACACUGAAAGUCAAGCGAGGCUCGGGCACGGUGGUGCUGCAGUUGCCUAGCAACGUCAACGUGGCGGACGGGCGCUGGCAUCGACUUGAUGUCCGCAGCAGCAGCCAGGAAGUGCGUCUGACAUUGGAUCGUUGUGCGGGGGCCGUCGUCAUGGAGACGGAGGGUCUUGGCAGCUGGCUGACCACAGAAGAUUAUUCGUCAUGUGAGGUGAUAGGCUCCUCCCCCAGCACUGACAGUCAUGUGACCAGCAGUCCAGUCUUACAGUUAGGGGGCGUCAACGAGGACAUUCCUUACCUCUAUCCUCAACUACAACACAAACAUUUCACUGGAUGUAUACGUGACCUCAUUGUGGACAGCAAGAUGUACGACCUGAGUUCCCCAGCAGAGCAAAGGUCAAGUUCAGGUGUGUGCGUGAGUGACAGCAGCUGCAGCAACAUGGCUCCUCCUCCAUGUGGGCGGGGAGGGCGUUGUCAUGGCGACCAGGCCUCCUACAGCUGCCAGUGUGUGCCCGGCUACUCUGGCCAUGUGUGUGAGGAGGAGCUUCCAGAAUAUUCUGUGGCUGCAGACGCACACGUGCACUACCAGCUGGCUGCACCUCUGCCGGCCCGCAGGACAGCGGUGCAGAUCAUGGUCCGAACCCGCAAACACAGCAGCACCCUGGUCAGCCUCACAGCCAGGCUGCAGAUGGAGUAUUUGACACUGGAGCUGUGCCAGGGCCUCCUGAGUGUCUCCUACAACCUGGGCGAUGGCGACUACAACCUGACCCUGCCCACGUAUCGCCUGGACAACGGUGAAUGGCACCAGGUCUCGCUGGAUCGCCAUGACAACGAGAUGACCUUGCGGCUGGAUGGCGGCGGCGGGCAGAGGGAGGUCACGGGGUCGCGGGGGCGGAGCCGGGAAAUCGUCAUCGACCCCACGCUGGUGAUGGUGGGCAACACCUUCCCGCCCUCGUCCAACAGAAGCUUCCAGGGCUGCCUGAGAGACGUGCGUCUAAACGCUCUUCACUUGCCCAUGGACCCCCAGCAGACACAGGAGGGUGUUUCCCUGGUCAGCGUGCAAGGCAUCACCCCGGGUUGUCGGUCCGACUCCUGCAAGAAGAACCAAUGCAGCCCCCCCUUUACCUGCGUGGACCUGUGGCAGGUGCACGAGUGCAGGUGCCCGCCAGGUCACAUGGUGCGCAUGAACGGCAGCAGGAAGUGGUGUGCGUACACGCCGUGUGCCAGCCAGCCGUGCCACAGAGGUGUGUGCGUGUCGCAGUCGUCCGCAAAGUUCACCUGCCGCUGCCCUGAAGGUCACGGAGGUCGUCUGUGUGAAAGCACGCUGGAUGUUUAUCGCCAUGACGACAGCCUUAGCUUCAGCUCGCUCUUUGCCAUCUGCGUCUGCUUCCUGGCCUCCGUCAUUCUGCUGCUGGCCAUCUUCUGCUACUCCCGCUGGAGGAGCACCAAGGGCCUGAAGGAGAGGGGCUACCACCUGUCAGCACGUCACCAGGGCUGGGAGGACGUCAGGGAGAACGUCCUCAACUACGACGAGGAGGGCGGUGGGGAGGAGGACCAAAACGCCUACGACAUGGCCGAGCUCCAGAAGUCUCUCCAGCCCAGCCCGGUCCAGUCGCUACAGUACCGUCGCUCCAGGGCGCUGCACCACCCUCCUCCGCCCCUCCACCUGCUGCACCAGGCCCCGCCCCCUCCCUCCUCGACACAACCGCCGGACUCGCUAAGCCGGGGCACGAUGCCCCCGUCGGCCCGCGGCACUGUCGGCCCGCGCCGGGACGUUCCCCCCGCCCGCUGCGGCGCCCAGGGCCAGGUGCUGCCCUCGCAGCUGGCGCGCCGCUCGCUCUCCUUCUCCAGCCAGGACCUGGCCCGCUACCUGUGCGAGAUCAUCCGUGACGCCGACCAGCACCCGGACACCGGACCCUUCGACUCCCUGCAGGUGUUCUCCACCGAGGGGGGCGGCUCCCCGGCCGGCUCCCUCAGCUCCUUCGGCUCGGCGGGUUUGGACGCGGGGGGCGGCGGGCAGGGGGCGGCUGAGGAGACGCUCGGGGACUGGGGGCCACGAUUCGAGAAGCUGAGGGCGCUGUACGAGCAGGCCGAGGUCAGUGACCUUUGAACUCCAUCCAGACUCAGUGGACCCUUUCGGGGGGGUGUGGG
Entelurus aequoreus (snake pipefish) is the source of this 8754-nucleotide messenger RNA. Its product is annotated as neural-cadherin. The transcript is spliced from 37 exons. Gene Ontology annotation, cellular component: plasma membrane; catenin complex; cell-cell junction. Gene Ontology annotation, biological process: homophilic cell-cell adhesion. Gene Ontology annotation, molecular function: calcium ion binding; cadherin binding. The coding region runs from base 11 to 8713 and encodes 2900 amino acids. The record is from RefSeq and is a predicted model, not a curated record. Lineage: Eukaryota; Metazoa; Chordata; Actinopteri; Syngnathiformes; Syngnathidae.